GCAACGGUUUGUUAAGUUCAAUAUUUAUAUUUGCGAAUCAGCGAAACCGUCCAAUCAAUCAAUAAUAUAAACUCGCACCAAAGUCUACGCCAAGUACUCGAUCGUAAUAUCGAACAAUGAACCCGCCACCGCCCGUACACAUCCAACUCUCCUCCCCGGGCUUUCCGCCAGCCACCACGAUCACCCCAACACCUGAUGGGACCCACCGCAAGGUCGCGAUCGCCGUUGAUUUAAGCGAGGAGAGCGCCUUCGCCGUCCGAUGGGCCGUCCAGAACUACCUCCGACCCGGGGACACCGUCAUCCUCCUCCACGUUCGACCCACCAGCGUGCUCUACGGCGCCGACUGGGGAUCCGUUGACCCCAACGACGCCGUCUCCUCCUCUGAGUCGCAGCAGAAAUUGGAGGACGACUUCGACGCCUUCACCACCACCAAGGCGGCCGACCUGGCGCAGCCGUUAGUGGAGGCGCAAUUUCCGUUCAAAAUCCACAUAGUGAAGGACCACGACAUGAAGGAGCGGCUCUGCUUGGAAGUCGAGAGGCUCCGGCUCAGCGUCGUCAUCAUGGGCAGCCGCGGCUUCGGCGCCGCCAAGCGAGCCUCCAAGGUCGGCAGGCUCGGCAGCGUCACUGACUACUGUGUUCACCACUGUGUUUGUCCAGUUGUGGUCGUGAGGUAUCCUGAUGACUCGGACGGGUUGGGCCCUGGCGGCGAACCCGAUAUCCCGGUGGAGCUCCACCCGGUGCCGGAGGAGGAUCAGGAGGACUUCAAUGAAGGCUCCUCCGACGACAACGAUGAUGCGCAUGAAAUCAAAUAAAUUGAAGGUUGGAGGGCUUACGCAGCGAAUUUAAAUGGGUUUAUGGCUACUCUUGUAAUUUCGAUUGUUUUUCACUUUGCAUUUUCUCUUUGUCAAACCGUGAAAACUGGUGGUGAAUUGAAUGUGUGUCUCAGUCUGUAUAAUCACAUGCAUGUUUGAUUUUAUAGCUUUA
Molecule: messenger RNA, 984 nt
Organism: Pyrus x bretschneideri (Chinese white pear)
Lineage: Eukaryota; Viridiplantae; Streptophyta; Magnoliopsida; Rosales; Rosaceae
Product: universal stress protein PHOS34
Exons: 2
Coding region: 117-812 (231 amino acids)
Source: RefSeq, a predicted model, not a curated record